GGGCAACGAGCAGGCUAGCGGCGGUUCCCCUCUAGGCUUCAAAGAGAUUUUCAACGAACUAUCUCUUCAAGAAGGCCUACAUUCUCUCGACGAUAUUCUCAGCGUUAUCAUCGACCCGGAAGGAAUGUCUUUCAAUGAUCUCAAGCCUAUCUAUAAGGAGUUCCUCCUGAAACUCUCGCUCACUCUCACUAAAGACGAGCUGUACCAACACUCCAAGAACAUAAUGAAGAGGCAAAAAAAGAGAAUGGUACGAAGGAACAGCAUGGCAACUUCGAAGAAAAAUCAUCGUGUUCUGGUAGGUGAAAAGUUCCGGAGGCUCAGGCAUGUGUUAGAGGAACAUCAAAGGGAAGCUGGGAAAGAGGACAAGACAGAGUCAAGGACGAAGGAGCAGGGAGUUGCCUACUCCCGUGGAUGCUAAAUUGCCGGAAAGUUCAAUUUCGACGUCCUCGUACGAUACGAGGCAGUUCAAACCGAAAUCGGAAGUUAGUUCGGGCAAGAAAAAUAAUUACAGAAGGAAAAGCAGCGAUACCACGAAAUACAGAAGAGACCGAACGAGCACCAGCGAAGAAAGCGACUUUUUCUCUGUGAAACGCAACCGCGGCAAAACCAAAAGCAUGUCGCUAGUGAACACCCAGAACCGAAACUCCUCCUCAGGUUACGUCUCGUGCUCCGAAUGUUCCUACGACUCGGACACCUGCACCUGCGUGUCCGCGGACAAGUGCUACUGUUCUCUCGGCCACAAGAACUUCUACAAGAAGCAGAAGGGUGGUGAUUGUCCGUGCGAAAACAAUGUGACGUACUGUGACUGCGACACGGACUCCUGCACGGAGAGCAACAAGUGUUAUUGUACGUGUGGACGGCGGAAGUCGGGAGUGUUUGAGGAUCUGAAGAAGAGAGGGUUCAUGCCGGAGAGUAAACAGAAACAUAAGAAACUGUGUAAAAAGGUAUCGAACACGAAGAGUACACAAAGCUUGGAAUACAUACUAAACCCAUCCGAAAGCUACUACGAGAAGCUGAAAAACAAGAACAAAUAUGGAACUCGAAACUCAUUGCCGAGCUUGACAAACAGUACCAAAGUGGAUUAUGAGUUGCCGCACUUUGCAAACCAAGGCUUGAAUAACCUGCAGAGCAGCAUGGUUUACACAAGAAGGCGCAGCGAGCAUGAUUUGGGAUCGAGGGUGUUUUCUGGAAAAGGCGGUGGUAGCGCCAAUCUCAAAAAAUCAUCAAAUCGUAAGAUCCAAGCUACGACAAUCCCAGCGGAAACCUGUCACGAAGCCUUGUCAGUAAAGAAAUCCGCGGAAAUAGCAGCCUUGUUCACGGACGUUAAGCUCAGUCAGACUACCGACAUCACUCACUUGGCUCCCAAUUUCGACGUGGCAUCGGCCGUGGCUUCAAAGAAUUCGUAUAACAAGCUCUGCCAAGUCAAGUAUACGAAACCUUCGAGGAAUUCUUCCAGCAGAAGCGAAGAUAGGCCGAACUAUGUGCAUCUACAGAAGAACCAGAGUGUGCUCUAUUCAAAGGAGAUGUUGGUGUCCAAAAGCAGGAUAUGCAAUGCUAAGAAUGGUCUUUAUACGAUCCAGAGUCAGUCUGAUGAGUCUAGGAGGUCAAGCAUGAGUGAGGGCAAGAAAAUAAGGAGUAGUAGGGAAUUUUUGGACUUUGAUAAUAUGAGGAACGGAAAUGAUACGUUAGAGACUUCUUUGGGCUACUUACCUUGAUUGUACAUAAGUAACUGGGUAACCCACAAAUGUGUGUAAUAGACCCUAGGCAACAACUGUUGCCAAAACUGUGCAGGGUGAUUAAAAACAGAAUUUAUAUUGUGUCCUGUUCAGAGACGUAUCUAAAGAUGACGCCCACUGGAGCCCCGAACGUGUUUUUAUGGCUCCAGAGCAGACUAGACAAAGUUUAUAUUCCCAAAACCAGUAAGCAGCGAGUUAGCUCUCUUCUGCCGCUACACCAACGGUCUUUGCUCCUCAGAGCUCUCCUCCAUGAUGACCUCGUGCGAUGUGCCUGCCAGACAGACCCGCCUGACUUCGGCUUCCUAUCCUAACCGUGUCGAUUUUCGCACAUCCAGAGCUGGCCGAUAGGCGGUAGGUCUGCUACACGAACCCGCCAGACUUGUGCUGCACAUUCUUUAGUCCCACUGUGUCGAGAUUGUACUUCAAAUUUUAGGUAGUUCAAAAACCAGUUCAAUCAAAAAUCUCACAUCUUUUUAGCAAACGUGAUUGAGGCCGUAUCGUAUCGUUCCUACAAUUUAUUGUUGGACGCCAUCAUGGCCUCCUUGAUUUUCAUAGUCUUUUCUGUCCUCUCCGGAAAGGUUGGGGUAUUUAUAGAUUUCUACUGUUCCGUGUCAGCGUCAACGAUCUACUAUGGUAACGUUAUGUUUUCUGUUUGAACUGUAGGAAAUUUAAGGCUAAUAAAACAGAUGAUAUAAAUCAAAAGCAAGAACAAUUUGAUCCAAAUAGAUAUGUUAUUUGUGACAUAACCUCAAAAUAGAGCACAAACACGAAAACUAUGAAAAUCAAUGAGGCCAUAAAGGCGUCCAACAAUUGUUUUUUUUUAUUUUUUUUUUAUACUCCAACUACCACGAAGGCCUGAGGCCUAAGCACCCAUUUUGUACCGUGGGGCUAUGGGGGAUACAUGGAAAAGGGGGACGCCACACGGACUCUGGCGAGGGAACACGUGUGCAUGCAACAUGCACACAUUCUGGCUCCGCCUACGAGAACCGCCGGGUGGUACCAGGAACGACUGACGAUACGGUCUUUAGGUUUCUGUCGGCUGGUUGUUUCAGCAUAAAAAACACUUCCAGAAAAAUUCCUUAAUUGGGCCAAUCAGCUAUAAUGCCGUAGAAAAAAAAUGUUUUAUAUGUUUGAUAGUUUGAACGUAAUGGCAGCACAAAAACUUCCUUCAAAAAUUCGUAAGAAGAUCGCUGUCGACAAUGUGAUUUAUAAACAAAUCCUCCGAUUAAGCGCCGUCCGUGUUACUUUCAUUUGAUCGCGAAAAAUGUUUUUUCAGUCACUAUACCGAGACAUGCGAUUCAAAACGAGCCUACCUAUACCCUAUUUCACAAGUAUCCACGCUUUGACCGCAGAGUACUAUGAGAGACGACACUGUCAAAAAACAGGUUCUAUCAACGCCAACUUGAGUUCUAUGCGUUUGUUGGGAUUCCUGUUGCUGUGACAUUUAGGGGUUAUCCGUGGAAUGUUUUGACACGUGACCACAAUCUGGCUGAAUGCAUUUGGGGAAAUAAUAAACACAAAUUUCUUCAUAAUAAUCAAAUUCAAGUGGAUAACCAAAUGGAAAUGGUAUUUACCAUUUUCGGUUGGUAUUUACCGAUCCGUUCAAGCGAGUGUAGUUAUCAGUUUGGUUAUAAGAUCCGUGACGUCACGAAUCAGCUGUUAUAUGUCAUAGUUAUCACCGCAAAAUUGUGGUAUUUACCCAACUCAAGAGUAGUUUUAUAUUUCUGGUUAUUAUUUGAAAUGUGACAAGUUAGAAUUUUGCCGGGUAUUGGAAACUGUUAUUGUACUUCAGCUUCAUUUUUGAGAAAAUUGAUACAGGCUGACUUCAGUUUUACCAUAAAGUGGAGCACCUUAUUAGUUAUACUCAUUACGGUUGUUGGGGACACUCUAAAUGUAGUUCCUAUGCUUAACAAAGUAUCCUGUGUAGCCAUAUACCACAAGAAUAUUAAAAUAUGGCCAUAUAAAGUCACUAGAUGAUAUCCACCUGUAUACGGUUUUUCUAAUUUCUUUUUUCAUCAUUUCUGCUGAAUCAAUAAAUGUUUUCUUUGACAUGCGGAAAAAUUUAGAGAAUUGAAAGUUAUCAUAGCUACAAAGCCAUGGUUCCAUCAUUAAAAAAAACUGAAAGAAACAUUUCUCCCAUGAAUAUUAUGAAAGGUUUCUUAUUUAAACCUUCCACACACAGUUGUAGACGAAAAAGCACCGAUUAUUAAGUGAUAAUAUAAAUAAUCAGAUUAUAUACGCGCUUUUCUAAAAUAAACAACUUGCAACAAAACUGCGGUUAAAACCAACGCGUUCAAGCGAUUCGUGUAACUGACGUCAUCAACCCGUGUGUCAUCUUGAACCAUAUUAUAACCGCGGCACAUAACACAGAAAUUUUGGUUAUUCGCUUGGAUUUGAUUUUAGUCUGCAACGUUGACAAUAAUGAAUCGGGAGUAAAUCUAGUAAAACCUGUUUAUAGCGUUUCGUUCUUUGUAUGCGAAUGAACUUUUCUAAUUAAAAGAGCAUAAAAUGAAUCUGUAGCAUACAAAAAACCGGUUCUGCCUAGUGGGACGUUGACGGAUCCCUAAGAAUGAUGUGUCCUGUGCCGAUAUGUGGAAUUUUGAGAUAUUGCUAGAUAAUCAGCUGUCAUUCUACCGUAAUGGAUACUCGUGGAAUAGGGUAUAGCAACAUAUCGUAGAGCUUCACGAACAAAUUUGACAAAAUCUGGCUUUCAGAUAUUUAUUCUAAAUAACUUGAUAUGUGCAGCUCAGCGGGCUUCAGACCCAAAGUUCCCCCCGAAUUAGACUUUGUUCAAAGGAUGUUGGGCAUACUCUCCACUUCACAAGUAUUUCUUGAACCUCCUUGUUGUAACAUCAAUAGACUUAUUAAGAAGUAUUAGUGUGAAUUGUGCGAAUUCAUAUGGGUCUGCAAGGAUAUUGGAUAAGAAACUUAGGACAUACUUUUCAGAUGUUAAGGGUGUUAGUACGAUAUACAUUUAUAACAGUUCGAUUUAAUAUUUUCAUCUGACAGAAAUUUAUUAACAAGAUUUUUAUUUAGCAUCUUGGUUACGCCGUACAAAAUACCCGGUAGGUCCUAAGUUUCUUUGUGGGAUGGUGGGAUUUGAUGUAAUAUGGGAUUUAAUUUUAAGAUAUACUUUAUAAUACUUUGAAAUCUCUCGUGCAAUAUAUUACAGUGAUAUUUUGAAAUAAUGGUGCAAUAUUAUUUCUAGUUAACGUUUUUCGUUUUCUCUGUUAUAUUUAUAAUGUUAUGCGG
Molecule: messenger RNA, 4988 nt
Organism: Acanthoscelides obtectus
Lineage: Eukaryota; Metazoa; Arthropoda; Insecta; Coleoptera; Chrysomelidae
Source: the annotation of a GenBank genome assembly